UCACCCAUCUUUGCUAUUUGUAAUUCUAAGUUAACCACCGCCCAUUGAUUUUCAUAUCAAUAAAUAAUCAUCUCUGUUUACCCUUUUUCAUUUCUUGCUUCCUACCUGUUUGUGUUUUUGUCUAGAGAGAAGAAAAAAAGAAAGAAAGAAGGGAGAUCGAGUGGCUCCUGUGUGUGGGGAGCAAUAACUUAAUCAAUUCAAGAAGAAGAAGAAGGAGAAGCUGAAGGAAGAGAAAACCCAAUUCUCCAUUAACCCUUCUUCUUCUUCAUCUUCUUCUCCUUCAAUUUUACUCCUCUGCAUCACCAGCAGCCCACUUGGUUUUCUCUCUUUGCUAUUCUUCUUCUUCUUCUUCAAAGAUCCUUCUCAUCUAUUUGUCUGUGUCUGGUUGGUUGUUGUACCUAAUUUACUUCUACUCCAACUAACAAAGAUCUAGAUUUUUGAUUUUGGAUAAAAGGGUCCUUUUUUAGAUCCAUCUCCAUCUGUCUCUUCUUAGUUUGAUUUUUCAGGCAUCAUUCACAUCUGGGUAAUUUGAAACUUUGUUUCUUGAGUUGGGUAAUGUUGUAAUCUUCUGCAUAUUUCCUUGAUACUUUAACGGCGAGGCCCACUGGUUUUUGUACUUAGUGGGCUUCGUCGUGAUUUCCAAAGAUCAGUGCUUUCUUCUUUGAAGAAGGAAGAAGGAGACUGUUUUUGAAAUAAGAGUAAUCAAAUUCGCUUCUUCAACUGACUGCAGAAAGAAACAAAGGAAUAUUCUCUUUGCAAAUGCUUUUCAUUUUCAUCACUUUCUUCUCCUUUAUCCUUUUUUACAAGUCUAUUACUCUCAAGCCCCUUCCGAAAUGGGUAACUGAGUUGAGACAUUUCCCUCUGUUUUUUUUGAAACAAGUGUCGUUUUCAAAUCUAGUUAACAGUUCUAGCUUCUUGUUGUUUCCUUUGAGCGUGUUAACAACGAUGAAGAUGAUGAAGGUGACUAGUUUCAACGCAAGAACACAGGACAACGUGCAGGAGAUUGAGCAGGAAAUGUCUGUAUUGGAUUUGCCAGAACUCGCUCUUGAUUGCAUUCUCGAUAGACUUUCACCAGAAGGAUUGUGCAGUAUGGCGGGUGUUUGUAAAUCUAUGAAGGAUAGAUGUACUGGUGAUCGGUUUUGGGAUAAACAUAUGAAGCAGAAAUGGGGAAGAGUUGUUGGCCCUUCAGCUUACCGUGAAUGGCAAUGGCAUAUUGCUUCUAAAAAGGAUUGGACUAAGCCUGACCAAAGCGGCCAGAGGAAAAGCUUCUUGAUGAGGUCCAUUUCUCGGCUUUGGCCUAGAUUGUUGAUUGGAUUGGAUAUCGAUCAUGAUGUUGCAAGUGACACCCCGAAAUCCUUACCAGUUGAUUCAAUCAUGUAUUGGUAUAAUGCCCUUCAUACCGGAAAGUUCUGGUUUCCAGCCCAAGUUUAUAACCGUGAGAAUGGGCAUAUUGGGUUUAUGCUGUCAUGCUAUGAUGCAGAGCUUUGCUAUGAUCUUCAUACUGAUACUUUCCAAGCUAGAUACCCACCACAUGGAAGAAGAGCAAUUGCAAUGGAGAGUGGAGUUACAUGGGACAGAUUAAGGGCACCCCCUGUUGAUACUCCGCCACAUGAUCUUCAUAUAUCCGAUUGUUUGAAUGAAUUAAGAUCGGGUGAUCAUAUCGAGAUUCAAUGGAGAAGAAACAAAGAAUUCCCAUAUGGUUGGUGGUAUGGUGUUGUGGGGCAUUUGGAAACAUGUCAGGUGAUCAGCCAGGGUUAUUGCAGAUGCCAUGAAAGUGAAACUGUGGUGCUGGAGUUUAACCAGUACACGCCUGGUUCAAGAUGGAGACAAACUUGCAUCAACAGGAAAGAACAUAGGGAAGAAGGCAAUGAAGCUGAUGGGUUCUAUGGUGGCAUUAGAAAACUUAACAGUAAUCACGAUAUUUCCACAUGGAAGCAACUUUGGCCACCUGCAAUUUUAGAAUAAUCGUCGGCUUAAUUAUUAAUUAAUAUUAACUGGAAUUUCGGAUGUAUCUUUGUUAGAAUAUCGUCGUGUUUACUUAUAAAUUCCUUUCUUUUUUUGUUCUGAAAUUCUGGGAUUGUAUUCAGUGAUCUUAAACUAGAAGAAGCCUGUUAAUGCAAAGUGCAAACGAUUAUUAGAUUCUA
Molecule: messenger RNA, 2144 nt
Organism: Impatiens glandulifera
Lineage: Eukaryota; Viridiplantae; Streptophyta; Magnoliopsida; Ericales; Balsaminaceae
Product: F-box protein At2g26850-like
Exons: 5
Coding region: 760-1965 (401 amino acids)
Molecular function (GO): protein binding
Source: RefSeq, a predicted model, not a curated record